AUGGACAAGCAACAGAAGGAAGUGACGCUAUGGAUUGAGACUGUUCUUGGAGAGAAGUUUGAGCCCGGGACAUUCCACAGUUUGUUCAAGGAUGGGGUAAGGUUUUGUAGAUUCCUCAACAAGGUUUCGCCUCUCGAUGUUAAGUAUAAGGAAUCAAAGCAGAUAUUUGUACAAAGGGAGAACAUCUGCUCGUUCAUCAAUGGCCUUAAGAAGCUUAGGAUGAACGAGUACGAGUUGUUCCAGACGAACGAUUUGUUUGAGGCAAAGGAUCUGAGGCAAGUUGUCAUUUGCUUGUAUGCACUGAGUAGGCAAUUGCAGAAGGAAAGGAUGUUUUCCGGCCCGUUUAUUGGCCCGCAUCUUGCCACGAAGUCCAAGAUUGAGUUUAGCCAGGAGGUUCUUGACAGGAGCAAGUAUGCCAUCCACCUCCAGAUGGGAUACUCAGACCCGGAGUUGUCUGAGAGAUCUGGGGGAAAGGGUGCCUCCAAUGUCAUGAAAGAUCUAAGGACAAACAGUCUUUAA
Encephalitozoon cuniculi GB-M1 is the source of this 519-nucleotide messenger RNA. RefSeq lists its product as uncharacterized. Bases 1 to 519 code for a protein of 172 amino acids. The transcript has a single exon. The record is from RefSeq and is marked provisional. Gene Ontology annotation, molecular function: protein binding. Lineage: Eukaryota; Fungi; Microsporidia; Unikaryonidae.